UGUCGAAUCCAGAAAUGUACCACGGACUUCGUGUCCCUGACUUCACACCUGAACUCUGCCGUUGACGGCUUUGACUCUGAGUUUUGCAAGGCUCUGCGUGCCUAUGCUGGCUGCACCCAGCGAACUUCAAAAGCCUGCCGCGGUAACCUGGUGUACCAUUCUGCUGUGUUGGGUAUCAGUGACCUCAUGAGCCAGAGGAACUGUUCGAAGGAUGGACCCACAUCCUCUACCAACCCUGAAGUGACCCAUGACCCUUGUAACUAUCACAGCCAUGCAGGAGCCAGAGAACACAGGGGAGGGGAUCUGAACCCUCCCAGUUACCUUUUCUGUGGCUUGUUCGGAGAUCCUCACCUUAGAACUUUCAAGGAUCACUUUCAGACGUGCAAAGUGGAAGGAGCCUGGCCACUCAUAGACAAUAAUUAUCUUUCAGUUCAAGUGACGAAUGUGCCUGUGGUCCCUGGAUCCAGUGCUACUGCUACAAAUAAGGCAA
Molecule: messenger RNA, 490 nt
Organism: Ailuropoda melanoleuca (giant panda)
Lineage: Eukaryota; Metazoa; Chordata; Mammalia; Carnivora; Ursidae
Product: RGM domain family member B
Exons: 1
Biological process (GO): BMP signaling pathway
Cellular component (GO): plasma membrane
Molecular function (GO): coreceptor activity
Source: RefSeq, a predicted model, not a curated record